AACAUUUCAUGAGCAAUACUUCCAAUCGUUUCAGCAGAACACAAAAGCGCUGGAAGAACCCUCAGCGGCUCAGGCAGACAACAUAUGUAGAGAGAAUGGGCAGAGAUAUGGUUUCAAGGUUUCGGAUUGAAGGUACCUUGUCACUGCAUACUGUAUUUGAAGCAUAUCAGCGCUGGUUCUCCCGGUCGAUGUUCGGUGCUAUUUCACAGGGCUGCGUAGCUGAUGUUGCCACAUAGUUGCCGCUAAAGCUUCAGGAGAGAACCGCAGCGGUGUCUGACUGCACCUGUGUUUACCCAGAAGCUUGCGACAGCCCUGUGAUCCUGCCGUUGACACGCUCGUUGUCCCCGCGUCAGACUCCAAAUAAAACCUGGGGGCAGGUUGGUGGACUUUGGCAACGAGAAGUCUGCAAGACACGGGCUAGGAUCAUGAAGACCCGCUCCUCAUUCCUGUUGCUGCUGUUUUCAUGUCUCAUAUGCGGCUGCUUGGCGGCAGUAAGGCUGCACUAUAUAGCCGCUGUUGGAAUAGAGUGGGUCUACUCCAAACGUGGAGGACACAGUUUGUCAGCAGAAACCAAGACUUUUCAAAAAAUUGUUUACAAGGAGUACCAUGACUCUGGUUUCAGCAGAGAAAAAGUUGGCCCCGAGUGGAGAGGACUGCUGGGACCAACGUUACGAGCUGAAGUUGGGGAUACGUUAAAAAUCCAUUUCAAGAAUAAGGCCGCCUACUCUUUCAACUUUCGUCCGCAGGGAAUCCCAGACGACAAAUCCGCUGAAGGAUUCAUUCAUGGAAGCAGAUUAUACUUCGAAAGCAAUGACGAACAUAUUAAGCCAAUGCAAGAACAUACUUAUGAAUGGAAGAUCACGGAAGAAGUAGGACCAACAACAUUUGAUCCUCAGUGCCUAACGUAUAUUUAUUCUUCUGAUGUUGAUAUUGUAAAAGAUAGGCAGUCAGGAUUGAUUGGAGCCCUACUCAUCUGCAAGCCAGGCAGUUUAGAUGAAAACGGGGAACAAAAUGAAUUCCAAUCAGAGUUUGUUUUACUGUUCUCUGUAUUCGAUGAAAGUAGGAGCUGGUAUUAUGAGGAUGAAAAGACUCCUAUCAAGAUGUACUCUAUCAAUGGAUUUACGAAUGGCACUUUACCAGAACUCAAUGUCAGUGUUUAUGGCAAGAUUAGUUGGCAUCUGAUUGGUAUGAGCUAUGGUCCGGAAAUCUUCUCAGUCCACUUUAAUGGCCAAGUCCUGUUGCAAAAUAACCACAGAGUGUCGUCCAUUGGCCUGACUCCAGGCUCCUCCAUCACUGCUGAGAUGCUUCCCACCGAAGUUGGAAAAUGGCUGCUCUCUUCUCAAGUGCAGCACCAUCGCCAGGCUGAACUCUAUGGAUUUCUCAACAUUGAAGAAGGUGACCUUGAGCAACCUUCCAUAGGAUAUCAUUCAACCAGAUCAUCAGGAAAGAUUCGACAGUACUUCAUUGCAGCCGAAGAAAUGAAUUGGAAUUAUGCUUCUGAUAUCCCCAGCUAUAUUGACAGUGAUUACAGAUCUAAAUAUUUGGAGAAACGACCAAACCGGAUCGGCAAAAUAUAUAAAAAGGCAAAAUAUGUGGAAUACACAGAUGGAACUUUCACUAAAUGUAAACCAUUGGAAGAAGACAAAGGUGUAUCGAUGCUACAAGAUGGAAUUGGGGCACCAAUCAUUCGAGGUGAAGUCGGAGAUAUAAUUAAGAUUCAUUUUAAGAAUAAGGCUAGUCGACCGUACAGCAUCUACCCAAAUGGUAUUACAAUUAAUAAAAUAAAUGAAGGAGUUAAAUACCCCGGGAAUUCCUCAGAUUCCAAGAGUCAGGUUGAACCUGAUCAAAUCCAGAAAUAUCGUUGGGUCAUCUCUGAAAACGACGGGCCCACGUCUUUGGAUCCUAGAUGUCUAACGAGAGUGUAUCACAGUGCUGUGGACACCACUCGAGAUAUUGCCUCCGGACUUUUUGGACCGCUUCUAAUCUGCAAGGGACGCUCUUUGGAUGCCCGGAAUUUACAGAUAAGAGUGGAUCAAGAGCAACGCAUCAUAUUUGCAGCAAUUGAUGAAAACCAAAGCUGGUACAUUGAUGAGAACAUUCAGUCGUGCUUGCAACCAUCCAGUGUUGACACCACAGACCCUGAGUUUUAUGAAUCAAACAUCAUGUACACAAUAAAUGGUUUUGUGUAUGAAAGCAAAGAGGCGUUGCCGUUCUGUGAAGGGGAUAUCACCUACUGGCACGUGUUCAGCAUCGGUUCUCAGGACCGCAUGCUGUCAAUUAAUUUUCACGGACACACCUUCAACCACAGAAAGAUGAAUGAAGACGUGAUUCAUCUCUUCCCUUUAUCUGGCGAAACUGUGAGCAUGCUGAUGGACAAUUCGGGUGAGUGGCUUCUCAGGCCGCUGAGCACACAGCUGAGGACCUACGGUAUGAGGAUGAGAAUUAAAGUCUACCAAUGCGAUGACGAUGUAGUCUUACACCCACUGGUCUUUUUCAAGAUUGAAUACGAGGGAGACAAAGUCCUGGUAGAUGUCAGUGAGGAUGAGAACGGCCAGGAAUUAGAUGCAGAGACUCUGGAAUUACUGAAAGAACUCGGUCUGCGGUCGUUCAAAAAUUUGCAGGAAAACACUGAAGGAGAAGAUAUUCUCCAAUUUAUUGAAGGGGAUUCAACAGAGCACAACACUGUUGCAUUCAAGGAAGAAGCUAAGCCAUAUCCAAAUGGAACUCAGAGUAGAACAUCCAUCAAUGCAAGUAAACCAAUCAAUUUGACAAAUGAAGAUGUAGGGGAUGACUUGGAUUAUUCUGAAGAGGACAACAUUGAAGAAUCUGUUAAACUAAAUGAAAGUUCAACUGUGGAACCAACAACAACAGAGGCACUCGGUGAAGUGACAACAUUAGCUGAAUCAUAUGGAUCCGAUUCACGACCUCUGAAUUCCACCUCAACAAAUACUCUUUUAAGCCACAAUAUGCAGAGCAUGGUGGAAGAAACAACCAGCUUGGAGACUCCUACCAAAGACAAUGAUACAAGGGAUGACACUAAAGGACCUGAAGAUACUGAAUCAAUGGCAGCCAUCGACAGUACCACUUUCUUACUGAACAUGCACGACACAGACAUCCUGCUUAGUCUCCCAGAGCAGAUUCCUGAAUGGACAUUAAGACACAGUAAUAAUUCUCAGCUAAGUGCAGAGAGUGCAAGUUACGCCAACACUAUUGAUGGCGAGGGAGAAGAAGUGUCUGCUUCAGUUCCGCAAGGAAAUAGCUCAGGAAGAAAUCGUCAAAAAGGCAACGUUGAAAAUUUGAUUGUACAAGGCAAUGAGGAUGUUGUAGAAGUAAAUCCUGACGGUGGAAUCGGGGGUCAACAGGAAGUCAUCAAAAGGGUUGCAGUCAAAAUGGGUGGAGGUGCUGAAUUAGGAUUGGUUCAUGAAUCAAUGUCAGUCGAAGACAAUCAGGCAAUUGAGGAGGCACUCAUCCAGCAUGCUGUGAAUAAGACAGAGAACAUCACAAAUAAUGGAAGCACAAGUGAAGCAACGACUAAUGGUGAGAAGAAGAUUUCACUCAGUCAAGUAUCCAGCGAGACCUCAGAAGACUCAAGUACAGAGACCAGUGGAGAUUCUGAGAAGAAUAAUUUGUUCAGUCAAGUGUCCAAUGAGGUUCCAAACCAUUUUACUAAUACCUCGGAAGAGUCAAGUCUGGAGAGCAAUGAAAAUCCUGAAAAGGUGUUUAUUUUCUUAAAGAAAAAUGUAGAAGACAAGCACAGGGUUCGAUUUCAUGGAACACCUUUUAAACCCAAAGGGAAUCAUCUGACCUACCAAGUGGAAGAAAGAGGUGUUCGUGUGUCCAAGGUAAAAAGUUUGAAAAGGUACAUAAAAGACUCAGUAAAAGAUAACUCUAGACAAAUGCUCAAACCUGUGGAAAACACGAGAAGGAAAGCUGCAGCUGAAAUGAUGCUGAAACGCAGAAAUAUAAUGAAGAAGCAGCUAUCACCAAGAGGAAUCAAGCCUGGGAUGAAACAACAAAUUCAUAUUCCCAUGGGCAAAAAACAGUUUUCACCAAGGGGGUUUAAACUCAAGCAAAAACACUCUGUAAUCUAUCAAGAUGUCACUUCCAGGAGUAUCAUCAUUGGAGUUCCCAAGCUCAACCACCGAGGCACUCUUGAUUACGACGAAUACAUUGCAAACGUAGAGGUAAACCCUCUUGGAGCUGCGUUGGAAAAUGAGGAGAAGACCGAUUUAGAUUCUGUAAGCCCUUAUACCCACGACAAACGCACUCAUUCAGAAUUGUCCCGGGAUCCAGAGAUGAUUGUGGAACAUUACUUACGUAGCCACACUGGGAAUGUGAGGCGGUACUUUAUAGCUGCAGAGGAAAUUUAUUGGGAUUAUUCCAGGAAUACAAUAAGAGAUUUUGUGGGUUCCACACAUCAAAGGAAUACGCGGUACAAAAAGGUCAUAUUUCAAAGAUAUACAGACGCCUUCUUUGAGACUCGUUACACACACGGAGAACGGGAGGACCACUUGGGAAUUCUUGGACCAGUCAUCAGAGCAGAAAUCAACGAUGUCAUCAAGGUUAUGUUCAAAAAUUUAGCUUCAAGGCCAUACUCCAUUCACGCACACGGAGUGUCGUAUGAAAAAUCCUCGGAAGGGAUGACGUACGAAGACUUCUCUACAGAUUGGUUUAGAUCAGACGAUGCUGUUCCUCCAAAUGCCACGUAUACCUACGUAUGGAAUGUGCCACCUCGGUCUGGCCCUGAAGACACGGAUUCCGUUUGCAAGCCCUGGGUCUAUUAUUCUAGCGUAGACUUUGGGAAGGAUAUUAAUUCAGGUUUGAUUGGACCUCUUCUGAUCUGCCAGAAUGGGACAUUGUCACCCAUUGAUGACAUCCCCAAAGAUGCUCCUGAAUUUAUUUUUCUGUUUAAUACUUUCGAUGAAACCAAAAGCUGGUACCUUAACGACAACACAAGACAAAGUUGUAAUGGCGACUGUGAGAUGAGUGAUGAAGAUUCAGAUUUUAUACAACGCAAUACAUUUCAUGCCAUAAAUGGAUUUACCAAUGGCUCGUUAAGAGGCCUGGUGAUGUUUGAGAAGGAACUGGUUCGUUUUUAUUUGAUUAACAUGGGAAGCUCAGAAGAUGUGCAUGCUAUAAGUCUGGAUGGUCACACGUUCAUUGAAAAGAUUGAGAACACACGCCAUCGUCUGGGAGUUUAUAACUUGUCUCCAGGUGCUUUUAGAACUGUGGAGCUGUAUUCAUCCAAGCCGGGCAUAUGGCUGUUACAGUGUGAGAAUGGAGAGGAUUACAAAGGAGGCAUGCAGGCACAUGUGCUGAUUCUAUCUAAAGGUUGUGAUCGCCCACUGGGUUUGGUAUCGGGAAGUAUAACUGACCCACAGAUCACGGCAUCAGACCACGUGGGUCAAUGGGAGCCAAAGUUGGCUCGACUGCACAACAGUGACAUGGUCAAUGCCUGGAGUGCGAUGAUGAACAACAAAAACUUACCUUGGAUCCAAGUGGACCUGGAGAGGCCAAUUGUUGUCACUGAGAUCUCCACCCAAGGAGCAAGUGCUUUUUUUGUACAGCAGUACAUCAGGGCCUUUUACAUCAAAUACAGCGUGGAUGGGAACAAUUGGAAGUUUUACAAUGGAAACAGCAGGAGCUACAAACAAAUUUUUGACGGAAAUUCUGAUAGUUCAGAUGUGAAGUUUAACAAGUUCAACCCUCCUGUUAUCGCAAGAUAUCUGAAAUUAUAUCCAACAUCCUUCAACGUCAGACCAACUCUUCGCAUGGAAUUGUAUGGAUGUGAAAUAGACCACUGCUCUCAUCCCUUGGGAAUGAAAGGAGGAAAUAUUUCAAAUGGUCAGAUAAUGGCUUCAACGUUCCGGGCCAACUGGCGGGGUUCCUGGUCGCCAGGCCUGGCACGCUUGGACAUGCAGGGCAGUUUCAACGCAUGGCGAUCGUAUAAACAGGAUGAAAACCAAUGGCUUCAGGUUGAUUUUCAGAAGAAAAUGAAGAUCAAUGGCAUUAUUACACAAGGCGCCAGGUCCUUUACAACCGCGUUGUUUGUUCAAAGUUACACUGUCCAUUUUAGCAACGAUGGAGAUAUAUGGAUGCCAUAUACAGAUCAGUCAAGUGGAGAUGCAAAGAUAUUCAUUGGAAACUCUGAUUAUUAUGGACACAAGAAAAGCUACAUUAGUCCAUCUAUUUCUGCCCAAUACAUCCGCAUUGUUCCAAAAACCUGGUACAAUGGUAUUGCACUUCGAGUAGAAUUCAUUGGAUGUGCCUUCAAAUGAAUAUUUUUCAAGGCCCCUCCUGCAAGAACCAUUUGUGAAACUAAAGACUUUUCCAAUUAAAACCAUUGAUGUAUUUUACAGUGAACUCUGCACAAAUUCACUCUGCACAGAUUAAUGUUUAUAUGACAAAAUCAGAGUGAAUUUUCAUUUAUUUUAUUAACCUAUACGAAUUGUAAACAAUACCAGAAAGAACAAAAGGAGUGGUUUUGGAUGGGAAGAAUGAAAUAAGAGGGAGAAUUUGGCAAUGAUUGAUAAUAUCAAAUCAGAGGAAGUGUACUCUGAUUAUUUUUAAAUAGUUAAAUUAUAUUAGUGGAAUAAUGUGAUGCUUAUAUAUAUUGUAAGUACGCUUGCUGUGAAUGAAAUAGGCCUUAAAGGUAAAUAUUAGAUUAAUUGUUAUGCAGAAUAUAAGGAAGACAUUACAAUCUACUAGUGAUCAGAGGAUAAUAUUACUGUAAUGUUGCAAGUUCUUUGUUUUGUAAGCAUGGAUAUGAACUUAACAUGUUUUAGUGGAGCAACACACAUCAUAAAACCUUGGGUAAUAUCUGAAUCACAACCCUAAACCUGUAAAACCAACAUUAAUACCUCAAAUUCUUUAAUAAAAUAACCCAAAAUAUAUGUGGGAACACCCUACUGUUAAUGACUACUUUCAGUUUUUAAAGUGUCAAUGUAUCCCGUUUUAUCAUUCUCUUGGGUAAAUGCUUGGUAUAUUGUCCUUUAUGAUAAUACAUUAGCAAAAUCUUUCAAAAAUCUAAGUGUAUAAAGUCCAACAUAUUCCUUAAUCUACUAAUUGUGAUCUCCUCAAUAAACCUGAUUAUGAAUGUUAGAAA
This is a messenger RNA of Leucoraja erinaceus (little skate), 7105 nucleotides long. RefSeq names its product coagulation factor V (gene f5). Gene Ontology annotation, molecular function: copper ion binding. Bases 426 to 6278 code for a protein of 1950 amino acids. The transcript is spliced from 25 exons. Lineage: Eukaryota; Metazoa; Chordata; Chondrichthyes; Rajiformes; Rajidae. The record is from RefSeq and is a predicted model, not a curated record.